AUGGGAUUUCCGUCUUCACAGGAGUUAAAAGAUUUGGCUAAAAUCGAUCCCGAGAUCGAUGCCAUUAUUAAAUCAGGAAAUGCAAUGGCUUCUUUAUUGCCACAAGGCGGCGAUCCGGAAGAGGUCCUUCAGAAACUGAUUCCAAUGAUGAAGGCUAACAAGCCUGUCAUCCCCUCAGUACCUGGAGUUGAAGAAUCCGAGGCCCUCUAUGAAACUAGAGAUGGCGCUUCUCUGAAGCUAUGCAUCUACAAACCGGCAAAUAUGUCAAGUCCCGCUCCUUUAUUGGUGUGGUACCACGGAGGGGGUGGAUGUGUCGGAUUCCCUGAAAUGAACAAGCCCCUUUUGCAACAACUUGUUCUGCAACACGGCUUGGUUGCAAUCGCACCUGAAUAUCGUCUUGGACCAGAAUUCAAAUUUCCUGUCGGAAUCAAAGAUAGUUGGGAUGCCCUGAAGCAUAUUGCUAGCCAUGCAUCUGAGUUCGGAGCUGAUCCCCACAAGGGAUUUGUCGUGGGUGGAGAGAGUAACGGGGGCGUAACAACCGCUGCAUUGGCUCUCCUAGCGCGGGAUGAGGGCAUCUCUCCGCCAUUGACAGGCCAAUUUCUAUCCGCUGCCUCUUUUGUGCCACCGCAGGAUGUUCCUGAGGAGUACAAAGAUCACUACACUUCCCGGUUUGAUCCAAAUUGUUUGAGUGCUCCACCCCUCAACGAAUUCUCCAAGAAAGUAAUGGACCUUGGCUACGGAGGAGACUACUCCUCGCCACUAUUUCGAACUAUCCUGUGGCCAGAAGGCCACAAAGGUCUGCCACGGACAUACUUCCAGUCAUGUGGACUUGAUAUCAAUCGCGACGACAGCUUUAUCUACCAAGAUGUAUUGAAUAAGAAUGGUGUGGAGACUAAGCUGGAUGUUUAUCCUGGUGGUGUUCAUUGUUUUUGGCUCAUGUUUGCAAACACAGAGCUUGCAAAGAAAUGGAGGCAAGAUACAUCUGAAGCCAUAGCUUGGCUUUUGCAAAAGAGCGUUUAA
Messenger RNA from Penicillium malachiteum, 1020 nucleotides. RefSeq names its product alpha/beta hydrolase. Lineage: Eukaryota; Fungi; Ascomycota; Eurotiomycetes; Eurotiales; Aspergillaceae. The record is from RefSeq and is a predicted model, not a curated record. The transcript has a single exon. Gene Ontology annotation, molecular function: hydrolase activity. The coding region runs from base 1 to 1020 and encodes 339 amino acids.